AUGGGCUCUAAAAAGGCAAAACAGGAGGAUCUUGCCUCCUCCUGGUACGCCAAUCUAUGGGCUCCUCGAGUCGACCUCAUCGGUGACAUCGCCGGCAAGGAACCCUUUCUCGUUCACGGAGAGUCGCUGAUCCGACACUGCCUUGAGGAAUCUCCUCCCGACUUUCAAGAUGGCUUCCAGCUGCUCCAUGCUGUGUACGUCGUUGAAAGGUUCCUCAGCAACCUGCAGAAGAGAGGCUGCGACUUUGACAUUGUCUUCUUUCGAGACCUGAGGGAUCUUUGCGUGCCUCAUCUCUCCGGCUUUGAGUAUAAAUACCAAUACGCAAGAACCGUCAUCAUCAAGCAUCUACAGAGACAUGCUGAGGAGUGCGCGAGGAACGGUGCGAGAGCAUCCGUCCUGGAGUUUGACUCUGUCGAGAGCCAGGGGUUCCACGAGUACCUCGAGGGCUUGCCCACCCACUUUGUUCUAUGUCAUGAUGGUGUCGAAUCAGAAGAUGUCAAAGACACCAUCAUUUUGCGGAAUCUUAUCCGCUCUUUGCUAUGGCGUGGCAAGAAUGUAGCUAUCAUCAAUGCUCUUGAAUGGAAGAGCUCAAAGGCAUACGCACCUUUGCUGAGCAAAUUACCUGGAAACAUGCAGCCGUUUCCCAUCGGAAUGGAGUUUGAUUCUCCAUACACUUCGCUCUAUGAUGGAAUGAAUAAGUGUCUCCAGCCCAUAGACACCGAGCCUCAGGAUCUGACAGUUCGAGAACUCUUGGGCAUUACCGCCUGUCUAGCUCUGGCCAACUCAUCAGAGCAGCCCUUCAAGGAUUCAGAUCAUUUACAAGAGCAUGUCCAUGCAUUCCUCCUUCAUCUUGCAGUUCUCAGGCACUGUACCCUGCUUGAGCGUCAGCAUUGGGUCGGUCUCCAUCGUUCCAUCCCAGCUCUUGAGGAUCGCAAUUUCUUGCGUGGCAUCACCGAAGUAUCGUUGAUGUUGGUGGAGAAAGACGAGUGGACAGCAGACAUAAGUACCGCCGAAUGUACUUGGGAUUUGUUUGAUGCUAUUGAUGGGUCUUUGUUCCAUUAUACACUGGGCUCUCUUCGCUCCUGUCAGUGGCUUCCUGACCGAAUCAUCCAAUCAUGGCAGCAUCUUUGGUCAAUUUUUCACGCAGCAACAAAUGGACGGUUUCCCGAGGACCUUCCUAAGCUAACGAGGCUGGUGAAUGAGACGAAUUCGGACGGCGUGGAUAGUUUGCAAGUGUCGGCUUUGCCAUUCAGCCACCCUGUGUUGGAUGUCUUCCUCAGAGAUAUCAAGCUAAAAGAGAGUCAGGGAAUGCAGGACGCCUCCCUCCACUCCGUAUUUGAGGACCUUCACCAUUGGCAUAACACCAAGCUGUUACUGCCACCUCAAAAGACACAAAAACUCGGAUUCUUUGCGAGACGGAGGAUCCAAAAGCGUGUGGCCGACAUUGUGGCGUACUCGGCGAGCCUCACCAACGCAAGAGGCAAGCUCAUUGAGCCUGAGUCCAUCGUCGUGAAGAAGGCUGCGGCGCUUGCCCCGAGGAACAAGAAGGCCCCGACGGAGGGCUGCAACAGCAGCACGAGCCUCCAGCCUCAGCCCAAGUCCAAAAAGCCAGGGCGCCAUGCCAAUAAGCCUGGUGGCAGGGAGAGCGCACUGAGAGCUGCGCAGGAGAUCCAGGAGCGAAAAGCAUCAGUCAAGCGGGAUAGCAUAGUCGCGCUAUGGGCCAAUACUUGCCGAGAAAUCGAGAAAGAACAUUCUCUCUUGGCCCGCUAUCUCAAAGCCCUCAAGUUUCUGAACGAUCGCUCUAAAGUCGACCAUGUUGCUUUGGGAUCAGAAGUCCAUCUUUACCUGUGCCAUCUUCUUGGAAAGCUGUGGGCAAAGGCGCGAACAGGUACCAAGGCAGAAGCCGUUCAAAAACUGACACAAUGCCUCGAGAUUCCAGGUCUUUCUAUUACCACUGGGAGUCAGACACAGAGAUUAUCAUUCAACUUCGACUAUGACUCUCUCAAGGACAUUGCAAAGACCAUGACCGACUUCCAGCACCUGCAGCUUGAGUUUGCUGCCCCUUACAUGGAUCGACGCUUCGACUCCCAGCCGGAUCAGCGGGUGCCCUUCAACCCAGACGCAUGGCAAAUCAAAGUGCUCAAUUCCAUCGAUGCCAACAACAGCCUGCUAGUCAUAGCCCCGACUUCUGCGGGCAAGACAUUCAUCUCAUUCUAUGCCAUGAAGAAAGUGCUUGAGGACAGCGACGACGGUGUUUUGGUGUACGUCGCUCCGACCAAGGCCUUGGUCAACCAGAUUGCCGCUGAAGUUGCAGCGCGCUUUACCAAAAGAUACAAACAAGACGGCAAAUCUGUCUGGGCGAUAUAUACUCGCGACUACAGAAUUCAGAGCCCAACUGGAUGUCAAGUCUUGGUCACAGUCCCGCAUAUACUGCAGAUCCUCUUGCUUGCGCCGACAAAUGCCAAAGGCCCCAAUGCCUGGUCCAGGCGUAUCAAGAGAAUCAUAUUCGACGAAGUUCACUGCAUUGGCCAAGACGACGAUGGCGUUAUCUGGGAACAGUUGCUUCUAUCGGCUCCGUGUCCUGUCAUUGCCCUCUCGGCGACCAUUGGGAAUCCGGGCCCCUUUCAGGAAUGGCUCUCACAGGUCCAGAGAAGCAAAGGGCUUAAGCUAGACACAGUGGUGCACACAACUCGGUACUCUGAUCUACGAAAGUUCAUCUACAUACCACAUGAGCGUGAACCAUUUCAGGGACUUCGUCGUAUCAAGGCGCUUCCCGUUCCUGGCUUGGACGAAGGUGACAGAGCGUGCCCCGAGUUUGAAUUCAUUCACCCCGUUGCCGCUCUAACUGACAGGGCUCGCACAGCGCUUGAUGAUCUAUCUUUGGAGGCGAGAGACUGUCUGAGUCUGUGGAAAACAAUGAAACAGGUCCUCUCCAAGGAAGACUUUGCCAAAUUCGGUAUUCCGAAUCCCUCCUCCGCUCUGCCGGAGAUCAUUUCAAAAGCAGACGUCAUUCGAUGGGAGGCAGAUCUUAAACAAGCUCUUCGACGCAUCAUGGAGAGCUCAGACAAAGUGUUCCAGGAUAUCAGAAAGCAGCUGGAGAUGCGCUCGAUUGAAGGUGUUUCAGAUUCUGCGUCGCUUCAUGGCAAGAACAACAUAUUCCAUCUAGUCGUCGAUUUACAUAGCCAUGACGCCCUACCUGCUCUGGUUUUCCACUAUGACACUCAUGGUUGUGAGCAGAUUGUGAACGGGAUAUGGGCCAGCCUCAUAGAAGCAGAGGACAAGUGGAAAGAUAGCUCAAUCGAAUGGGCCCAGAAGUUGGAGGACUUUGCAGCGUGGAAGAAGGCUAUGAGCUUUCCGCGAACACUCACAGUGCGGCUGCAAAACAGAGGCAAAAACAGAGACGACGAAAGGAUGUCCAAGGACGAGCAGUUGCGCCAGGAGGCGAGCGUCGAGACCAGUCAUUGGGAGAGCUUCGACCCAAACGAUCCAUUGGAACGGUUCAGCUUUGCAGAUGCAACCAAGAUGCAAGCCUCUGAGGUAGACGGCAUAGUUCAACCCCUUCAAGGCAAAGUUAGCCCUUGGAUGACGGAGGCUCUUCGACGCGGUCUCGGCGUGCACCACUCCAGUCUGAAUCGCGAAUAUCGUCAAGCGGUCGAAGUCUUGUUCCGCAGAGGGUAUCUGAGGGUUGUCGUUGCCACUGGCACGUUAGCCCUGGGCAUCAACAUGCCCUGCAAGACGGUCGUCUUCCAUGGCAGCUCAGUAUUCCUUACAGCCCAAAACUUCAGACAGGCGUCGGGCCGUGCCGGGCGUCGAGGCUUCGAUCUUCUAGGGAACAUUGUGUUCAACCAGAUCUCACGGAAGCGCGUGUAUGAUAUCAUGUCGGCACGGCUACCGGGCCUCAAUGGCCAGUUCCCCAUAUCCACGACGCUUGUCCUGAGGCUGUUUUCGCUACUUCACGGGUCCGACAACUGCGACUUUGCAGCGAACAUGGUGCGGUCGCUGUUAUCCCAGACGCGCCUCUACUUGGGAGGACCGGAGUCGGAGAUGUCCAUCAAGCACCACGUCCGGUUUUCGAUCGAAUACCUUCGGAGACAGGACUUGCUUUCCGCUGCUGGCGUUCCCAUCAACUUUGCCAGCAUUGUAGGCCACCUCUAUUUCAUGGAAAACGCGGUGUUUGCCUUUCAUUCACUGCUUAGAGGCGGUUACUUCCACCGCCUCUGCGCAGAUUUGCACACGAACCCGGAGAAAAACUACGUGAAAUCGUAUGUCAGCCAUAGCUUGACCAAUACUAGAGAUCGGAUCCUGCCGUUUACCCAAACAAAAGUUGGCCAGGAUGAGCCGGUUCAUUGGGCGUCUGCUGACUCUAGCGCUGCGGGCAUGGUGCGAUCUCCUUUUGUUGCUCUCUCUGGAUUCACGGACAACUUCAAGACAAUCCACGAGCUGUGCCAGACGGUGCGUGGAGACGUCUUCUUGGAAGAAUCGGCCAUCCCAGCGAUACCAAUCUGGCCACACGAUACCAGCCAGGAGUUCAACGCAUACAUCUACGACUUUUACAAGCACGGCAGCAUGACCGUCCUGGUAAGGGACAAUGGCAUUCGGCGCGGCGAGGUAUGGUUCCAUCUCAAGGACUUCUCCCGCACCCUGAGCACCAUCAUCAGCAGUCUCACGGUUCUAAUGGAUGCCCGUGAUGGAGACGCGGAAGAGGAAUGUGAAGAGUAUGAGGGCGAGUUCCGCAGCAAGACGGAGACUACGAAUAGUGGAUCCAGCGAUGGCAGUUCUGACGAGGCAACGACUUCUCCUACCAGUGUUGAUGGCUUGGAUGGCACCGACUAUGCGUCCCUCGGUGGACAUACAAGGGGGAAGGGCCUUUACAGAGUGCUACAGGCAUUUAUUCGGCUGAGGGAUGAGUUUGAUGAGAAGUUCCGCGCGGAGUGGGCGUAG
Messenger RNA from Trichoderma citrinoviride, 4941 nucleotides. RefSeq names its product P-loop containing nucleoside triphosphate hydrolase protein. The transcript is spliced from 7 exons. Lineage: Eukaryota; Fungi; Ascomycota; Sordariomycetes; Hypocreales; Hypocreaceae. The record is from RefSeq and is a predicted model, not a curated record. Gene Ontology annotation, cellular component: cytoplasm. Gene Ontology annotation, molecular function: ATP binding; nucleic acid binding. The coding region runs from base 1 to 4941 and encodes 1646 amino acids.